GGCACCCUGUCCCCGCCCCCGGCCAGGCCACCCGGCUGUCCCGCCGUCUGUCUAGUGCCUGGGGAGCGGGGCGGUGGUGGCGGCGACACUGCCCGCCCACUCCUGCUCACCAAGAUGGCAAACUUCACACCAGUCAAUGGUAGCGCUGGCAACCAGUCUGUGCGCCUGGUCACGUCAGCCCACAACCGCUACGAGACAGUGGAGAUGGUCUUCAUUGCCACGGUGACAGGCUCCCUGAGCCUGGUGACCGUUGUGGGGAACAUCCUGGUGAUGUUGUCCAUUAAGGUCAACAGGCAGCUGCAGACGGUCAACAACUACUUCCUAUUCAGCUUGGCAUGUGCCGAUCUCAUCAUUGGCGCCUUCUCCAUGAACCUCUAUACCGUAUACAUCAUUAAAGGCUACUGGCCGCUGGGGGCCGUGGUCUGUGACCUCUGGCUGGCCCUGGACUACGUGGUGAGCAACGCCUCUGUCAUGAACCUUCUCAUCAUCAGCUUUGACCGGUACUUCUGUGUCACCAAGCCCCUCACCUACCCAGCCCGCCGCACUACCAAGACGGCGGGCCUCAUGAUCGCCGCGGCCUGGGUCCUGUCCUUUGUGCUCUGGGCGCCGGCCAUCUUGUUCUGGCAGUUUGUGGUGGGCAAGCGGACAGUCCCUGACAACCAGUGCUUCAUCCAGUUCCUGUCCAACCCGGCGGUGACCUUUGGGACGGCCAUUGCUGCCUUCUACCUGCCCGUGGUCAUCAUGACGGUGCUGUACAUCCACAUCUCACUGGCCAGCCGCAGCCGGGUCCACAAGCACCGGCCGGAAGGCCCCAAGGAGAAGAAGACCAAGACCCUGGCCUUCCUCAAGAGCCCCCUGAUGAAGCAGAGCGUAAAGAAGCCCCCCUCGGGGGAAGUGGUUCGAGAAGAGCUUCCCAAUGGGAAGCUGGAGGAGGCCCCCCCACCGGCCCUGCCACCCCCGCCGCGUCCGGUGGCCGACAAGGACACAUCCGAGUCCAGCUCAGGCAGUGCCACCCAGAACACCAAGGAGCGGCCGCCCACGGAGCUCUCCACCGUGGAGACCACUGUGCCUGUCCCGCCCGCCCCUGCCCGUCAGCCCCGGGCCCUCAACCCGACCUCCAAAUGGUCCAAGAUUCAGAUCGUGACCAAGCAGACAGGCAACGAGUGUGUGACAGCCAUCGAGAUCGUGCCUGCCACGCCGGCUGGCAUGCGUCCGGCGGCCAACGUGGCUCGGAAGUUUGCCAGCAUCGCCCGCAACCAGGUGCGCAAGAAGCGGCAGAUGGCGGCCCGGGAGCGCAAGGUGACGCGGACCAUCUUUGCCAUCCUGCUGGCCUUCAUCCUCACCUGGACGCCCUACAACGUCAUGGUCCUGGUGAACACCUUCUGCCACAGUUGCAUCCCCGACACAGUCUGGUCCAUCGGCUACUGGCUCUGCUACGUCAACAGCACCAUCAACCCCGCCUGCUAUGCCCUCUGCAACGCCACGUUCAAAAAAACCUUCAGGCACCUGCUGCUGUGCCAGUACCGGAACAUUGGCACCGCCAGGUAGGGAGGUGAGGAGCCGGUGGCUGUGGUGUGUGUUGGGGAGCCUCAUGGCUUCCCUGCUGAGGUGUAGAGACUCGGAGGUGGGGACGGCUCCUCACCCUGCUCAGCUAAGAGAACGAAGUCCCGAAGACCUCGUGACGCUCUGGCCCGACCGAUUGAGACCAGCUCGCUGGCUCACACCGUGGCGAUCCAGCCCCAGGGGCUGCCUGGCCCCGCAGGAGCUGGGGGCACUGGCCUAGGUGGGCACUUGCCCACUGUGCCCUCAACCCCAUCGACAUGGCACCUGGCAGGGAGAAGGCCAGGUCCCCCUCCACGGCCCCGCCCCCACCCCCCUCAGGAGGGUCAGUCCUAGGAGCAGAGGCUCGGGGCCAGAGAGGAAGCCUGAGGAGAGGUGACGUACUCCAUUCUGCUGUAAUUGGUGCUUUUGGCCCCCUGCACCCCGCAUGUAGCCUCAGCCCCCCCCCCCCAAAUCCCACUCCAGUGGCAGGAGUCUUCCCUUUCCGCAGCUGUCGGCCAGGCUCUGGUUGGGGGGUACCCUGCAGCACGCACUCCCCACAUGCAGGAGGAGAGCUGGUCAUGGGACCCACGGGGGUCAGAGUUGACCGGCAAUCCUCUGGCCUCUUCAGAGUCCCCAGAGAAGGAAUGGGGUGCUUCAGUACCAGUGUGGGGGCGGCAGGCAAGGUAGCCCAGAGUAGAUUCUUCAAGAUUGGCCGUGGGCUGGACCCAAAGACCUGUGCCCGGGGUGGGGCUAUGAGGAGAGGGGCCCCAGCCCCGGGAGAGAUGAGGGGUGGUGGGCUUCACAGAAGGGGGCAGGGUGUUGCCUGGUUCAAGAUUCAGGAGGGGUCCUGGGAGACAUUUCCACCAUCACCCAUCCCUGCUGAUUCCAUCAGCUGGAGGUACAAAGCCUCAGCCCCAACAUGGUUGGUUCCCCCUGCCAGCCUGUCUUUCUCCCCAUGCCCCCUCCACACACACAAUUCCACAGUAAACUCCCAGGGAAGGGGCUUUUGUAUAUUAAAAAAAGAAAAGCUUUUAUCGGGA
Messenger RNA from Echinops telfairi (small Madagascar hedgehog), 2582 nucleotides. RefSeq names its product cholinergic receptor muscarinic 4 (gene CHRM4). NCBI's taxonomy places the organism in Eukaryota, Metazoa, Chordata, Mammalia, Afrosoricida, Tenrecidae. Gene Ontology annotation, molecular function: G protein-coupled serotonin receptor activity; G protein-coupled acetylcholine receptor activity. Bases 115 to 1548 code for a protein of 477 amino acids. The record is from RefSeq and is a predicted model, not a curated record. The transcript has 2 exons. Gene Ontology annotation, cellular component: dendrite; synapse; plasma membrane. Gene Ontology annotation, biological process: G protein-coupled receptor signaling pathway, coupled to cyclic nucleotide second messenger; adenylate cyclase-inhibiting G protein-coupled acetylcholine receptor signaling pathway; chemical synaptic transmission.